AUGGAGCUGCGGCACGGGAGGAGGAUGCUGAGGGGCCAGGUCUCUGCUCUCCUCCUCCUCCUUGCCUUGGCCUGGCUUUGGCUGCCGGCGGGGUGUCGGCGGCCCCCCCGGCCACCCCCUUGCCCCCCGAGCUGCUCCUGCACCCGGGACACAGCCUUCUGCGUGGAUUCCAAGGCCGUGCCCAGGAACCUGCCCCCCGAGGUCAUCUCGCUGACAAUGGUGAACGCAGCCUUCACGGAGAUCCGAGAGGCAGCCUUCGCCCACAUCCCCUCGCUGCAGUUCCUCCUGCUCAACUCCAACAAGUUCACGCUGAUCGGGGACAACGCCUUCGCCGGCCUCUCACAUCUCCAGUACCUGUUCAUCGAGAACAAUGACAUCCAGGCGCUCUCAAAGGCCACUUUCCGUGGGCUCAAGUCCCUGACGCACCUGUCCCUGGCCAACAACAACCUGCAGACGCUGCCCCGGGACCUCUUCAAGCCACUGGACAUCCUGAGUGACCUGGACCUCCGGGGCAACACGCUGGCCUGCGACUGCAAGAUCAAGUGGCUGGUGGAGUGGCUGGAGAGCACCAACACCACAGUCCCUGCCACCUUCUGCAGCAGCCCUGGGCAGUUCGAGGGCCAGCGGAUCCGGGACCUGGCACUCGGUGACUUCCAAUGCAUCACCACGGACUUCGUGGUGCACCAGGUCCUGCCCUUCCAGUCGGUGUCGGCUGAGCCCUUCACCUACGCCAGCGACCUGUACGUCGCCCUGGCACAGCCCGGCGCCAGCAGCUGUGCCAUCCUCAAGUGGGACUAUGUGGAGCGCAAGCUGCGCGACUUCGACCGCAUCCCCGCUCACUCAGCGGUGCACUGCAAGCCCAUCGUGGCGCAGAACCAGCUGUACGUGGUGGUGGCCCAGCUCUUCGGUGGCUCCUACAUCUACCGCUGGGACACCGCCGUGGACAAGUUCAUCAAGAUCCAGGACAUCGACAGCCAGAAAACCCGCAAGCCCAACGACAUCGAGGCCUUCCAGAUCGAAGGCGACUGGUACUUUGUCAUCGCCGACAGCUCCAAGGCGGGCUCCACCAGCCUCUACCGCCUCAACCAGAACGGCUUCUACUCCCACCAAGCCCUCCACGCCUGGCACCGCGACACCGAUGUGGAAUACGUGGAGAACGACGGCAAACCCCGGCUGAUCAUCUCCAGCAGCUCCCAAGCCCCCGUCAUCUACCAGUGGAACCGGGCGCAGAAGCAAUUCGCGCCCCAGGGGGAGGUGGGGGAGAUGCUGGACGUGCAGAUGGUGAAGCACUUCAGGGUGAAGCGGGACCAAUUCCUCUGCCUCAGCCGCUACAUCGGCGACUCCAAGGUGGUGCGAUGGGAAGGGCAGCGCUUCGUCGAGCUGCAGACGCUGCCGUCCCGCGGCUCCAUGGUGAUGCAGCCCUUCUCGGUGGAGCAACGGCAGUACCUGGCCCUGGGCAGUGACUUCUCCUUCACCCACGUCUACCUGUGGGAAGAGGAGAAGCAGAAAUUCGUCAAGUUUCAGGAGCUGUCGGUGCAGGCGCCGCGGGCUUUCCGCUACGUGCCGGCUGCCGACGUGCAGCUCCUCUUGGCUCCCAGCUUCAAGGCCAACACGCUGGUCUACCGGCACGUGGUGGUGGACCUCAGCCUCUAG
This is a messenger RNA of Gavia stellata (red-throated loon), 1653 nucleotides long. It is a transcript of the gene LGI3, whose product is annotated as leucine rich repeat LGI family member 3. The record is from RefSeq and is a predicted model, not a curated record. The transcript has 8 exons. Lineage: Eukaryota; Metazoa; Chordata; Aves; Gaviiformes; Gaviidae. Gene Ontology annotation, molecular function: protein binding. Gene Ontology annotation, cellular component: synaptic vesicle. Gene Ontology annotation, biological process: regulation of exocytosis. Bases 1 to 1653 code for a protein of 550 amino acids.